Molecule: messenger RNA, 1521 nt
Organism: Dendrobium catenatum
Lineage: Eukaryota; Viridiplantae; Streptophyta; Magnoliopsida; Asparagales; Orchidaceae
Product: immune-associated nucleotide-binding protein 9
Exons: 6
Coding region: 377-1315 (312 amino acids)
Molecular function (GO): GTP binding
Source: RefSeq, a predicted model, not a curated record
CUCUCUGCUCUUUAGCUUAAAAUUUUGAUGUAUUCAUCUUUGCUUACUAUAUUCAUCUUCUCCGUGAUUAUGAGCGCGGGCUCCAUUCUCCUGAAUUAAACAGUCUAAAAUUGUUAUCUCUUCCCGAUUUAAAAAUUUCUGUGCCGACCCUGAGCUACUAAAUAGCAUCAGGUUGCCAAAAUUGAAAUCCUUUCCAGGAGCGGAAUGUGCAAAUAUGACUCCCUCUGCAGCUCAUUAGCCGUAGGCUUUUCCUCUCCAGCGGUUCCGGUGGAUAAGAGUUUUCAACCAGAACCUAAGAAACUAAUUCGCCCCUUAGACGACGUUCCCUCCAGACGGAUCGGAAGCUCGCCAUUUCUUCUGUUGCCUAGAUCACACGAUGGAGGCCGAUCCAAUUAUUGAUUGGAAAUUAAAGACUGAAAUAAAUACUAUUAAUAUUGUCAUUGUUGGGAGGACUGGUAGCGGCAAGAGUGCAACUGGAAAUAGCAUUCUUAAAAGGGAAGCCUUCCUUACUGGUGGUGGCGUAGUGGCAGUAACUUGUUCUUCUGAGCUACGAGGAACUAUUCUGAAUGAUGGUCGUAUUGUCAAUGUUAUAGACACACCAGGGCUGUUCGAUUCUUCUACUAGUGCUGAGGUAAUAAGCGAGGAGAUAGUCAAAUGCAUUAAUUUGGCCAAGGAUGGUAUCCAUGUAGUACUCAUGGUAUUCUCCCUUCAAUCUCGCUUUAUAACAGAAGAGAAGGUUUCCAUUGAGAUUAUGAAAUCAAUUUUUGGGGAUAAGAUUGUUGACUACAUAAUUAUAGUUCUCACUCAUGGAGACUUCCUAGAAUCUCAAAAGAAAAGCUUGAAGGACUAUAUUACCCAUUUUCCAGAAUCUAUGAGGAACAUCAUCCAAUCUUUCAAGAAUAGAGUAAUCGUGCUUGAUAAUACCACCAAGGAUAUGAUCAAGAGAGAGAAACAAGUAAAGGAGCUGCUCUCUCUUGUUGAAUAUGUUAUUGUGGAUAAUGGUGGACAGUCAUAUUCAAAUAAGUUUUUUGCUGAACUCAAGGAAGCUAAAGAAGGAUGUUCCAAAGAGAAGUUAUCUGAUGAUGUCAAAAAACAUUUAACUGAGAGAGUAGACGAAACGGGGAAAUCAUAUAUGGAGAGGUUUUUGAAAGAGCAAGUUGAACAAUUGGAGGCUAAAUUACGAGAUGAAAGGCUUGGCCGAGAAUCACAGGGUGAGGAGAUUCGGAAGCUCAAAGAGGAUCUGAAUGUGACUAGAAGGCAAUAUGAGGAGAUCAAGAAGCGUAAAGCUAAAGGCCAUAGGUGUUCUAUCCUAUGAAAUGUGGCAUUCUGGUUAUGAAACAAUAUCUAUAUAUAUAGUUUUCUAGGAAGAACAACAUAUUACUUUUCUAUUAAGAAGUUUCAUUUGCAAGUUUGCUACAAAUCAUUUAUUAUUUAUCAUUAUAGCGGCUUUGUGUUUAUUAUUGUUACUAUUAAGAUAUACAUAAUUAGAUGGCAAAAAUUUAUAAUGCAAGUUGCUUUUCA